AUGGUUCUUAUUCAUUAUCCUACUCAUUCGGGAAAUGAGAUGCGGAUGGCUUAUCCGGAAAGUCUCACCUCGCCCGAGGUGGAAAUCGCCGAGGGUGGAAUUAUGUUGGAUAAUAAAGCCCGCUUUGCCGAUCUGAAAGCGAUGCUCGACUCGUCGAAAGACACCCUCAAAAUGGAUGCAAUGAAGAGGAUUAUUCAGAUGUUGGCCAAAGGAAAAGACGUCUCCGAGUUGUUUCCGGCCGUUGUGAAAAAUGUGGCCGCGAAAAAUUUGGAGUUGAAAAAGCUCGUCUACGUCUAUUUGGUGCGCUACGCUGAAGAGCAACAGGAUCUCGCUUUGUUGUCGAUAUCGACAUUUCAGAGAGCGUUGAAGGACCCGAAUCAACUCAUCCGCGGCUCGGCCCUCCGGGUUCUUUCGUCGAUUCGAGUGGGAAUGAUCGCUCCAAUAAUGCUUUUAGCGAUCAAGGAUUCAGUGAGGGAUAUGAGUCCAUAUGUGAGAAAGGUGGCCGCUCAUGCAAUCCCGAAGCUCUAUGCACUUGAUUCGGAUCUCGAAAUGGAACUCGUUGACUGUAUCGAUUUUCUGCUAGGCGAUCGACGAAGUCUUGUACUCGGCUCGGCCGUCUAUGCUUUCGAGGAGAUUUGCCCGACUCGUUUCGACAUUUUGCACAAACAUUUUAGGAGUCUAUGUCGAGCGUUGGCUGACGUUGAUGAAUGGGGACAGAUUGUGAUGAUCAAUUUGUUGGCCCGCUAUGCGCGUUCCGAGUUCGCCGACCCGGAGAACGCGAAAGUUGAUGCGGAUUUGCAGCUUUUGCUUGCAAGUGCCAGACCACUGCUACAGAGUCGAAGUUGUGCGGUAGUGAUGGCGGUCACUCAACUGUACUAUCAUUGUGGACCGAAGGCUCAACUGGGACAAGUCGGCAAAGCACUCGUUCGUCUUCUCAGGGGUCCACGAGAGGUUCAAUAUGUCGUUUUAUUGAAUGUGGCCACGAUGUGCGAGAAUCAACCGGUAUUCGAGGGCACUUUUGCUAUCAGUCGGAAUAUGUUCGAUCCAUUCUUGAAAAGUUUCUUCGUUCGAUCGUCGGAUCCGUCUUUUGUCAAAGAGUUGAAACUCUACGUGAUGACGUCACUCGUUUCUGAGUCAAAUGUUCAUGUGAUUUUGAGGGAAUUGCAGACGUACGUCUCAAUGUCGGAGCUGGCUGGCGGAGCUGUGGAAGCGAUUGGACGCUGUGCUGUUCGUGUGGGAGCCGUCUCGGACUCGUGCAUGGCGGGACUCAUUCAAUUGAUCGCCUCACCAAACGAAGAAGUCGUUUGCGCAGCUGUUUGUGUGCUCAAAAGACUUCUGCAUGCAUCGGCUCCAAUUCCUCUCCUUUCUCGUCUCAUCCGUCUAACCCAUUCAAUCCAAGCACCACCAGCUCGUGCCUGUGUUGUUUGGCUUGUUACCACUCAUGUUGACAAGGUGAUCGACAUGGCGCCGGAUUUGUUGCGGAUUUUGGCUAAAAAUUUUGCCAACGAACAUGAGAGUGUUAAGGUGGAAACCCUGAAACUAGCGGUUCGUUUGUGGAUGGUGCAACGGGAGAAAGUCGACAAAUUAGUCGAGUACGUCUUCCAAUUGGCUCGUUUCGAUCGAAGCUACGAUGUGAGAGAUCGUUGCCGUUUCCUCCGAAAUCUCCUCUUCAACACGAGCAUUCUCUCAUCACACGCCGAAGAGAUCUUCUUGGCGACGAAACCCGCGCCCGCAUUGCAAAGCAGCUUUAAGGAUCGUGCCCAAUUCCAACUCGGCUCCCUCUCGCAUGUGCUCAAUCAGCGGUGCUCGCUUUACAAAGAUUUACCCGAUUUCCCGGAGAUCUCAUCCGAUGCCACACUUCGUAGAGAGGCGAACGUCGUCGAUCAGACACAAUGGUUAGAAGAGGGUGAAGAAGUUGAAGAAGAUGAUGAGGAUGAGGAUGAAGAUGAAGAAGAAAGUGAUGGAGAUGAAGAUGAAGAGGAGGAUGAGGGCGAUGAAGAAGAUGAAGAUGAAGAGGAUGAUGAUGAAGAUUCGGAUGAAAAUGAUAGCAACGAAGAAAGUAGUGAGGAAAGUGAAGAAGAGAUUGUACCACCAAAAAGAGCAGCUCCUCCCCAAAAAGUGGUCAAAGUCGUGCAACCUGUCAGCAAACCGGUAAAACCGGUAAAACCGAUAAAACGAGAAAUGGAAAAGGCGAAGAAAGAACCCGCACCUUCAUCAGCGAUGGAUCUCCUUGUCGACCUCGACUUUUCCACGGCCGGCACACGGACUCUCGUCGAGCCAACAACCCUUCCGGAUAAGAAAAUCGACCUUCUCAAUGUGGUCGAAGGCGGUGGAGUUGAGGUGUCGCUGGAGUUCGCGCGGAAAAACCAACAACAAUACACUCCACUUAUCUUUACAGUUUCGAACAAAACCGAUGAUGAGAUGAAUGAGGUCGAGAUUUGCCCGCCAGAAGAGAUGGACACAAAUGGAGAGAGAAAGAUCGUUUCCCUUUCUGCCGGUGCGUCAGUUUCCCUCAAAAUCGGUGCCGAUUUCGGGGAUAGUGGCCGUAAAUCGGAAUGGACUUUGACAAGGGAUGGAGGUGAUGGAAGAAAGAUCGAUUUAGAGGUCCCACUCGGUGAACAAUUGCAACCGGUUAAAAUGAGCGAGUCGGAGGCGCUAAACGAACGGAAACGCCUUUCUGGACUGAAUCGACAUCAGAUCUCGAUUGACACGGAAUGGACCUCAGAACAAGUGCUGGCCGUCGCAAAUUUGCAUCAAAGUGGCGAUGAGCUUUUCACCGGUCAGACUCGAUCUCGUAAAGAUCUCGUCAUCGCCACGAUUACCGCUAAAAGUAUAGAAGUAUGCUGUGACAAUUCGGUGGUCGGCCGAAUGAUCGCCGCCGCUAUUCAAAAAUCAAUUCAGCAUAAA
Molecule: messenger RNA, 2907 nt
Organism: Mesorhabditis belari
Lineage: Eukaryota; Metazoa; Nematoda; Chromadorea; Rhabditida; Rhabditidae
Source: the annotation of a GenBank genome assembly